AUGAGGAGUGUGUCUGUGACAUCACCCUCUCCCUGCAUGAUGGCAUGCUCACGGACUUGCUCCCGCAUUCUGGGACUGAGCCUUGGAACUACAGCUCUGUUUGCUGCUGGGGCCAACAUGGUGCUCCUCUUUCCUAACUGGGAUGUGACCUACCUGUUGAGAGGCCUCAUUGGCAGGCAUGCCAUGCUGGGCUCUGGGCUCUGGGGAGGAGGCCUCAUGGUAUUCACUGCAGCUACCCUCAUCUCCUUGAUGGGUUGGAGAUAUGGCUGCUUCAGUAAGAGUGGGCCCUGCAGAAGCAUGCUCACUGCUCUGUUGUCAAGUGGCCUGGCUUUGCUUGGAGCCUUGAUUUGCUUUAUCACUUCUGGAGUAGCCCUGAAAGAUGGUCCUUUCUGCAUGUUUGAUGUCUCAUCCUUCAAUCAGACGCAAGCUUGGAAAUAUGGUUACCCAUUCAAAGACCUGCAUACCAGGAAUUAUUUGUAUGACCGUUCACUCUGGAACUCUGUCUGCCUGGAGCCUUCUAAAGCUGUCGAUUGGCACGUGUCCUUCUUCUCCUCCCUUCUGUGCAUCAGCCUCCUCCAGAUUCUCCUGGUGGUCAUUCAUUUCAUCAACAGCUUCCUGGGCCUUUUCUGCAGCCUCUGUGAGAAGUGAUAGGUAACGCCCUUUCAUGCAUGAGUGUUUUCAUCAUAAGCUGCCUUGAAUUCUUUCUGCAAGUAGUGGGUAUGAAUUAUAAACAAACUUCCCUUUUAGGUAUUUCUGUAGUAAUAAUAACAACAAUAAUUCCUUGCACGUAUGUUGAAUAAUAUAAUGCAUUUUAAAACACAUUGUAAACUGCAAGAUGAUAUGUUAGUAGAAGGAAUAAUUAAGUCAUUAUUAUUGUGUAGGAACUUAUAUAGUCCAUAACAUGUUCUCCAGCCAUGAUCUCAUUUCAGCCUCUCAACAACCCCAUAAAAUUGGCCACAUGUUACAGAUAGAGAAAUUGAGGCUCCUAGAGGAUAAUGGACUUGCUGCCCAAAAGCACUCAACUAGGUUCAGGUAAAGUCAGUACCUGAGCCCCUAUCUUCUAAAUUCAAGUUCACUGGUUAUUAUGGACUGAAUUGUGUGCCCCAAAAUUCAUAGGUUGAAGCCCUAACCCCCAAUGUGACUUUAUUUGGGGAUAGGACCUUUCAGGAGCUAAUUAAGAUUAAAUGAGAUCAUAAAGAUGGAACCCUAAUCCAGUAGGACUGGCAUCCUUAUAAGAAGAUGAGAUACCAGAUCUCUCUCUCCACUCAAACGUAGAAGAAAAGGCCAUGUGAGGACACAGCGAGAUGCUAGCCAUCUGCAAGCCAAGGAGUGAGGCCUCAGUAGAAACCAACUUUGUUGGCACCUUGAUCUUGGACUUCCAGCC
Messenger RNA from Diceros bicornis minor, 1384 nucleotides. It is a transcript of the gene TM4SF19, whose product is annotated as transmembrane 4 L six family member 19. The transcript is spliced from 5 exons. Lineage: Eukaryota; Metazoa; Chordata; Mammalia; Perissodactyla; Rhinocerotidae. The coding region runs from base 1 to 648 and encodes 215 amino acids. Gene Ontology annotation, cellular component: membrane. The record is from RefSeq and is a predicted model, not a curated record.